UGAUUUUAAUACGAUACAAAAAUUAUGAACAAUCAGAAAGCGUAGGAGGUUCCCUUAAUGAAAGUUCCCCUGCAACAAAUAUUUUUGAAAGCUUACAAGAAUAUAUGAAUGAAAUUGUUAUGUUAUCAAACAGCCAAUCAAAAGUAUCGAAUAUUUUUCUCCAACCAAUCACGAUAUUAAUAAACUGACACGUGAGGUUUUCAAUCAAUUCAGUUUUUUGGAGAGAUCAUCACAGCUGCGAUAUAUGCAGCAUACCUAAGUUAAAAGGUGUACUUCGAACCUAAAAAUUCAUUGUAUAAAUUAUUUUAUAAAAAAUAUAAACCCUAAGUAAAAGGAUGGUUGGUCAGCGUCCCAAAAGAAAUAAUUCACCUAUAAAUACAAAAAAUCAACCUUUGAAGGCAACGGUUCCUGUAUCCUCACUUGUAAGGAAUCCAAGUCCUAAUCGAAGAAGAACAAGUCCCUCUUCACCAGGAUUUCCUCCUGAUAAACGAAAUAGAAUAAGAAAAAGCCCAGAUGUUUUAUCUGAGUCACGAAAUCUUCUUUCUCCUCUUGGUUCCAAAGAACUUUUUAAACCUGUCAAGAAACAUAUAAGAAGAACAAACUCUCUAGAAACUUUGUCAUCAUACAUGAAUGGACAGUGGCCUCGUGAAGUUGUGUCUGAUGGUUCUUACGUUAUAAAAAAUGCAAAAAACAAAGCUACUCAAACACCAUGUCACUGGAUUGAGACAGAUGAUAUUCCUUUAUACGAAAACAUAGCAACCAUAAAUUAUGAUCACAGAAAAUCAAUUGCCACAAUAGGAUCAAAACAAAUAUUUCGUCAAGUUUUACAACGCUCAAAACAGAAUUCUUCACAACCAGCUUAUGGUAAACAAUCACCUGUACAUGGAAACCAUUCUGCUUCUAUAACAACGCAUUACUUUACUCCUUCACCAUAUAAUUCAUCAAAACCAGUCUGUAUUCCUCAAGUACCUUCUAGUCCAAAAUAUUCCACCCUUCAUACACGUCGAAGUGUUGAGGGUCUGAAUUUCGAGCUCGAAGGACUUGAUUUAGGCAAUGAUUAUAUAUUUGCACGUACUCCUCCCGAAGGUAGGCGACCUCCUAUUCCUGGUUUAACAAUAAAAAAUAUCAAUACUCAAACACAAACUUCGAACGGAUGGAUUGAUAACGCACCACUAUCUCCUUCUGAAAAAGAUAGAAGAAGCCGGUCUGUAUCUCCCUCUUGGUCUUCUUCACCAACAGAACAAAAAGAAACUUUUAAAGACCCUCCUAACCCACAUAGGCGUACAUCAGUUGAAUUAUAUUCCAAAGAAUCUUUAGAUAUAACUUUACGCAAUUCAAAGAAUGCUUCUUCUCCUAAACCUAAUAAUUCAUUCUGGUUUUCGCGGGGUCCUCCUGAUGGAGCGGAAAUUCCUUUAUGUGGAGAAGAUAUGAAAAAGGAAAGAAAUUCAAUUAGUUCGAAUGAAUUUUAUUCGUGCCCAGACGUUUCUAAAUGUACAAUUCAAUUCAGCAGAGAUUCGCCUUUCUGUUCUUUAUCUACAGAACUUUGAUACUAAACAGUUCGUUAUAAAAUUAUUUAUUCACAGUAAGAAGUCAGUUUCUUAUUUCUUAUGUUAAAAAAUUGUUUUAUAUAUAUAUAUAUAUAUAUAUAUAUAUAUAUAUAUAUAUAUAUAUAUAUAUAUACA
This is a messenger RNA of Hydra vulgaris (swiftwater hydra), 1682 nucleotides long. Its product is annotated as glucocorticoid-induced transcript 1 protein. Lineage: Eukaryota; Metazoa; Cnidaria; Hydrozoa; Anthoathecata; Hydridae. The record is from RefSeq and is a predicted model, not a curated record.